AUGCUAGUAUAUUUGAAGACUAGAAUAUCACCAAAAAGGUAUGCUCGAUGUACAACGGAAGAAAAUUUUCUAGAAGAAAAAUUCUCCACUAUUGACGGGAAGAAUUUAAGCCACUACAAUUUCUACAAAAAUGCCAACUCUUUACAAGUGUAUGAAGCAUUUCAACUAGGAUUUGAAAAAACCAUCUAUCCUAGUCAAAACCUGCAAGAAAUAAAUCUUUUCUCUAAAAGCUUUACAAAAGCAAUAAAAACAUUCAGAACAAGAUGCUGCAAAAAGGUUCAAGACAUUUUUCUAAAGUUCAACAGUAGAAUCCCAUACUGGAAUGAUAAGGAUGAAAUAAAAUAUCAUCCUCAUCAUUUAGUACAGAUAGGCAUCUGCAAACAAGAAACCUAUCUGCCCAGCAAAGCCAUGGAAGAAAAGCUUGAAAGAGCCUAUAUCCUCCAGCUAGCAAAAUCUAGAAUUGAAAUAUUUAUCAAUAAGGUUUUCAGUUUUUCAACAGAUGACAAGAUCUUCGUCAAUGGAUAUGAUGCUAAUGAGAAGACCUUAAUCUACAGCAAAUACAGCAAAGAGAUUUCUCCGGCCAAUGAACAACUAUUCUUAGCCUUCCAAAGAUAA
Messenger RNA from Lactuca saligna, 615 nucleotides. The record is from the annotation of a GenBank genome assembly. Lineage: Eukaryota; Viridiplantae; Streptophyta; Magnoliopsida; Asterales; Asteraceae.